Drosophila elegans is the source of this 1328-nucleotide messenger RNA. RefSeq lists its product as uncharacterized. The coding region runs from base 78 to 656 and encodes 192 amino acids. Gene Ontology annotation, biological process: cytoskeleton-dependent cytokinesis. Gene Ontology annotation, cellular component: dynactin complex. Lineage: Eukaryota; Metazoa; Arthropoda; Insecta; Diptera; Drosophilidae. The record is from RefSeq and is a predicted model, not a curated record. The transcript has a single exon.
UCGAUAUUUGACCCAGCUCUACAGACUGACAUCAUUCCCGCACACAAAACACCUAAAUAAAGAGAAAUCGAGCGAAAAUGGAGGCCCUGGACAUUCUGGAGAAGCGCAUCGAUGCUCUGACGCGAGUCCUGGGUCCCGUACAGGAUUCGGAGGCGGGAGAGGGCGUGGUGGACGCCCUGUGCUCGGCACACGCCCUCCUGGGCGAAGCCACUACGGGCAGUGCUCCACUGCAGCAGUGUGUGAAGCGAUCCGGCGAACUGGAGAAGUACCUGGACCCCAACUUCCUGGAGGAGCAGCAGCAGGUGCGCUCCAAGGAGGUCUACCUGCACGCCGUGGCCCCCGAGCUGCACACCCAGGCCGAGCAGCUGGAGAGGAUCAGGCAGCUGGAACCCGCUCUGGGGGCGGAGUACUUCCGCAGCAUUCCCGCCGAGUGCCUGGACCAGCUGAAGGGCAUCACCCAGAACAACGGGGAGUACGCCCAGCAGAGCGAACUCAUCGAGGAGAGUCUGGUCUUGGCCAUGAAGCGGUACGGCGAAAUCCAGGCGGGAUUACUCAGCUCCCUGGAUGCGAUGAGCGACCGGCUGGACCAGGUGGAGGAGCGCAUGGAGCAGCGGAAGCGGGCGGAGCUCAGCAAGGAUGUGCCGCCCAAGGAUUGAGCGACUAUAGCUCCAAAGACUGCUGAAAGUAUUUUAUACGACCCUGUUCCCGAAUCCAUUCCUAGUCAGUUUUGGCUUUUUGCUCAAUUCAGUUUCCAAAGAAAAGUCUUGGAUCAAUUUCAUAUAAGCUCGAUGUGAAAACUGAAAUAGAAGCCAUUCGUAAGCAAACUUGAUUGGAAUUGGAAAUGGAAUCCGGGAUUUUAGAUUUCCUAAUCACUUUUUAUAGAGAAGUGACUAAUGAUGCUCUUUCAAUUGUAAGUUUCCUUUUUAAAAAUUAUUUAAUAAUAGAACAAUAAAUUAAAUUAACCAAAUAAAACGGCUGAAAAUAAUUUACAUAUGUGAUUUUGAUUUCCAAACCAUUUGAAAAGAAUUGAUAAUAAUUAAUUGAUAAUAAUUAAUUUAAAAUGUCACUGAUCAAAACACUGAUUUCUUUAAUCGCUUUAUAGUAUGUCCGAAAACAAUAUGAAAUUGAAACAGAUCCUAUUAAAAAUUUUCCAUUAAGUGAAGCAUGUGGUAUUUUUAAAAACAUAUUACAAAAGCUCUUAAAAAAAAACAAAUUAAUCCAUAAAAGUUGAAUAUAUAAUAUUUUUAUUAUUAAAAACACAUACGAUUAUUGGCAAAAUGUUUAUUCCCUUAAAUAUGUAUAAAAUAAAAUGACAUUUAUCUAGGAAA